Messenger RNA from Periophthalmus magnuspinnatus, 453 nucleotides. Its product is annotated as glutathione hydrolase 5 proenzyme-like. Gene Ontology annotation, molecular function: glutathione gamma-glutamate hydrolase; leukotriene-C(4) hydrolase activity. Gene Ontology annotation, cellular component: plasma membrane. The record is from RefSeq and is a predicted model, not a curated record. The transcript is spliced from 4 exons. The coding region runs from base 1 to 453 and encodes 150 amino acids. Gene Ontology annotation, biological process: leukotriene D4 biosynthetic process; glutathione catabolic process; inflammatory response. Lineage: Eukaryota; Metazoa; Chordata; Actinopteri; Gobiiformes; Gobiidae.
AUGAGCGUUUCCAUUAACAUACUGCAGCAGGGCGGGUCGGCAGUAGAUGGCGCCAUUGCAGCUCUCCUCUGCACCUCUGUGGUCAACCCUCAGAGUAUGGGGAUGGGAGGAGGUUCUAUAGUCACCGUCAGAGACAAAUCUGGAAAAGUCAAAGUGUACAACUUCCAAGAGACUGUCCCACAGUCAUAUAUAAAAAAAAAACUGUUGGAGGACUGCCCCAAAACAUUCAGCUUGUCUUCAGGCACCCAGUGGAUUGGCGUGCCUGGAGAGCUGAAGGGCUAUGAGGUGCUCCACAGACACUAUGGGAGACUUCCCUGGAACAAGCUGUUUGAUCCCACAGUAAAAUUUGCCCGAGAGGGGAUACCCCUGCCCAACUACUUGGCACGCCUCCUCAGUUCACCCCUGGUUAGGCACAGAGUGGAGAAAGCAGAAUCUUUCAAACCUCUGAUCUGA